AUGGAAAAUCACGAGGAAUACGAAGUUGAGGCAAUUCUGGAUAUGGGAAUAUGUCCAAAAGGCAAAACAUGGUACCUUAUCAAGUGGAUUGGGUACGAAGAAUCCACAUGGACUUUUUACAAAGAUGUGGGCGAUGGAUGUCCUGACAUAAUGAGAAAAUUCUUGAAAGACUUCAAAAAAUCCAACCGUGCACCAGUUGAGUUGGUGGUAACCCAUCCAUUCACUGCGGAGCCAGAAGAAUCCGAUGAAGAUUUUUCUAAUGAAGUAGUGGAGCCUCCUCCGUUUCAAAAUGAGAAUUGUUCACCAGCUUCAUCUUCUCAUUGUUAUGGCCAACAUUCUCCUCCAGCUUCAUCUUCUCAUUGUGAUGGCCAAAAUUCUUCGCCAGCAUUAUCACUUCAUAUCCAUUAUUCCAAAAUUGCCAGGACGGCGACCAGCUCUCUAUCGGAGGACAUCGUUGAAUACCUCGCGCAUUGUCGCUACGAGUCAGUGUACGCCGACACCAUGGCGACCGUUGCAGACUCACCUAGGCUGACUACACGCGUGUCAGAGUAUGCUAUUUUAAAGCGCCCAAUGAGAUUUUUCUCCAGCGAGUAG
Molecule: messenger RNA, 594 nt
Organism: Daphnia pulex (common water flea)
Lineage: Eukaryota; Metazoa; Arthropoda; Branchiopoda; Diplostraca; Daphniidae
Exons: 3
Coding region: 1-594 (197 amino acids)
Biological process (GO): chromatin organization; negative regulation of transcription by RNA polymerase II
Cellular component (GO): pericentric heterochromatin
Molecular function (GO): chromatin binding
Source: RefSeq, a predicted model, not a curated record